Messenger RNA from Drosophila biarmipes, 2199 nucleotides. RefSeq names its product serine-aspartate repeat-containing protein I. Gene Ontology annotation, molecular function: protein binding. The record is from RefSeq and is a predicted model, not a curated record. The transcript has 9 exons. Bases 342 to 1781 code for a protein of 479 amino acids. Lineage: Eukaryota; Metazoa; Arthropoda; Insecta; Diptera; Drosophilidae.
GCGCGCGCCGUGCAAAUCGAAUCGAACGAAAAACAAAGCCCCGAAAAAGCGGAGCAACGGAAAGCGCGCAAAGCGUCGGAAAAUCGGAAGUCGGAAAAGUGAAGACCUCGCCAGUUGUCCAGCUGAGCAGGUGCAGUUGUCCAUUUGUCCAGUCAGACGUCGCUGAACUUGUCAGGACAACGGUUCAUCCAUCGGUAGGAAUUGUCGAUUUUCAAGUCGGUUGUUUCCCGGUGCCAAGUGAACGGACAUAACCCAUGAAUCACCACCGGGGAGAUGUGCGGAGCCGCGGACUCUAGUGAUUCACUGGCCUAAGUUGAAGAACAGUUCUCAAAGACACAAGAAUGCCUCCCAAGAGACGCAGGAGAUUCCAGGGACUCUACUACCAUUCGUCGCCGCCCAAAGUCAUGCCGAUGAAUGGACAGGCGGGGGGUCAGAAUGGACGCAAGCGGCGCGACAACGAAGAUUUCUCGGUGAAGCUAUCCACCAUUCGGAUCUGGAUUCACGAGAAGGACAUUGGCAAGCUGACGCGUAUUCUGUGGGCGGGCCAGGGCAACCGCCUCAGCCAGCAGGCCAGCAACAACGGGCGUGUGAAGCGCUUCCUGGCCGCCGUGCCCCACGUCAUGAAUGCCAUCAAGGAUCUGCACCAGGCGGUCAUCGACAACAACCUGGAGACCGUGCAGGCGCAGCUGGAGCCACCGGUGCCGAGUGCCCUGGUCACCUGCAAGGACGGCAACGGCCUCAAUAUCAUCCACAAGGCCGCCGGGCUGGGCCACACCAAGAUCCUGGAGUACCUGGUGGGCAUUUGGCCCGAGGGCGCCCACGAGACGGACAUCACCGGCAAGACGCCGCUCCACUGGGCCGCCAGUGCCAAGAACAACAUGCGGUGCUACACCCUGCUGACCCAAGCGGGCUGCGACGAGGAGGCCGUGGAUUAUAAAAUGAAAACUCCCUCGUACUAUCGCCACAAGCCGCACGAAAUCGAGCGCGCCUUCCUGGUUUAUGUGCCGGAUGCGCCCCGCGUCUCCCCCGACAGCGCCACCGAUUGGGAGGCCUUGAGCGACGACAGCGGAGCGGUGGACACCGGCGCGGGCGGGGAUGCCGGCUCCAAGAAACUGGACAUCAAGGUCCCUCCGUCCGUGAACGGUCGCAAAUCGCUGGACGACAGCCUAGAGAACACCUCGGAGCUGGACACCAACGAUGGUACGAGUGUCAAUGAGGAUGACGAUCUCUCCAAGGCGGAUGCGGAGCCGGAAGCGGAAGUCGUCUCGCCUUUGCAGCGCCGACCGGAAACGCCGGCCACAUUCAACUCGAUCAAUGGCGAUGGCGAUGGCGAAGGCGAAGGCGAAGAUAGCGAGGCUGAGAAUAUUGCAAGAGCUGUAAGCGCAGAUGGAGGCGGAGUUGGGCAGGACGAAGAUGGAGGAGGAGGAGAUGCGGCGGUCAUGGAGAACGGAGAUCACGAUGAGGCUCCGCAGGAGGAGCAGCCAGAUGAGACCGAGGAGGUGGAGGCGGUGGUGGAGGUGGAGGUGGCGGAGCUACCUGACGAAUCAGCGGCUGAGAGUGAGCUUGAAGGAACCAAAAAGACUGAAGCGGAACCGGAGGAGAAGGAUGCGGAUGCAGAGGCAGGUGCAGAUGCAGAUGCGGAGGAAGUGGCGGAUGAGCCGGAGGGCCCCGUUGAGGAUGGAGCGGAACCGGAAGUAGCCGCCUUGUCCACCGAAGAGAAGGAGGCCGAGUCGGAGAACGAAAACGAUGACGACGAUGAGGUACAGAUGGGCGUGCUCUAAGUGUCCUCGAACGUUUUGUAGUGUAUUCACGUUUGUUGUGUGUGCCGUUCGCUCAACCCAUUUACCCCCUCUUCAAUGUGAACCCGUGCAAGAAACGCAAUCAAAAAUACGAAAAAAGCUAAAAAUUAAAAACAUUAAAAGUAAAAAUAAUCAGCUGCAGCAGGCACUCAAAUUCCAUUCAUACCAAUUUGUUUACCACUGCAAGAGCCACAGCAACAGCAACAACUGCAGCCGCAACCCAAUCAGCAGCAAAAUGCGAAACUUUAGCAAUCAACUUCAACAUAAGCCCGCUUAGACAAUGAAAUAACCGAAGCCAUAGUGAAUUCUUUAUAUAUCUCUAUACAAACAAGCAUAUAUACAUAUUUUGUAAAGCAAGUGUUAUGUUCUCCUCUUUCGAAAUACAGUUUGAACAACAAUA